CAGUAAGUAGUCGAAACGUCAAAAUCAAAUAAGCAGUAAACAAAAACUCCAAACGACCAACAAAAAAGACCCCGCCUCGAAAAUAACGGGUUUUGAAAUUUGCACCGUAACAUUAACACAACAUUACAUUCACACCCCCAAACAUUUCCCCUUCCCUCCUUCCUUCAUCUUCCUCUGUCUCUUCCUUCUUCAGAUACCACCUGCUUUUCUUCCAAACACGCCACGUCACCAAUACUUUCAUACUUUCUCUCUCCUCUUCUCAACUUAACAUAACUACAAAGCAACGAAUUCUCUUUCUCGCCGUUUUUUUUUUUUUUUUUAAAUUUUAAUUUAAUAAGAUUCUUUUUCUGUUAGCUGAUCUUUUUAUUGCAAUAAAAGCAUCAUCAGCUGCAUUUGCGAAAGAGAAAUAAAAAAAAUAAAUAAAAAGAGAGAGAGAAAAUAAAAAUGGGUUCAAGUUCGAAUAAUAGUGGAAGUAGUAAUUAUGAUUUAUCAUUCAAAGUGUUGUUAAUUGGUGAUUCUGGAGUUGGCAAAAGUAGUCUGCUUGUUUCUUUCAUUUCUAAUUCCACUCAUGAUCAAUCUCCUACUAUUGGGGUUGAUUUUAAGAUCAAGACGCUCACUGUUGGUGGGAAGAAGUUGAAACUUACAAUAUGGGAUACUGCUGGUCAGGAGAGGUUCAGAACACUAACAAGUUCCUAUUAUAGAGGUGCCCAAGGGAUUAUUCUUGUGUAUGAUGUCACAAGAAGAGAAACUUUUACCAACUUGUCUGAUGUUUGGGCUAAAGAAGUUGAGCUUUACUCAACCAAUCAAGAUUGUGUCAAGAUGCUCGUGGGAAAUAAAGUUGAUAAGGAUUCGGAAAGAGCUGUGACUAGGGAAGAAGGCAUUGCUCUUGCACAACAGUUAGGUAGUCUGUUUCUUGAAUGCAGCGCCAAAACUCGAGAAAAUGUGGAACAGUGCUUUGAAGAGCUUGCUUUGAAGAUUAUGGAAGUUCCAAGUCUCUUGGAAGAAGGGUCUAAUGUGGGAAAAAGGAAUGUCUUGAAACAGAAGCAAGAUCAAAGAGCAUCUCCUCCAGGUGGUUGUUGCGCUUGAACAGCCACGGUGACUCCAUAUACUUCAAAUAGGAGUCCUGAACCGCAGUUGCAACUUCAAUAUUGGUGGAAGUUUUAACAUGUUGCGUUCAAAUUAUGUACAUGAUAAUUCUUUUUCACUUUUCUACUGUUCUGUGUGUUUUAUUCUGCUGUUUAGCUGUGUAUCGUCAUUCAUAGGAAUUAGAGCUGUUACAAGUUUGUGUAUAAUAAUAGUAGACUUUCUUAGGCGUGGCUUCUCUUAUUUACUUGGAUUUGUCACUUUGCUUGCUUCGUGAGCUUGUAUGUAUACAUCAACGAAAAGUUUAUGUAUCGUUGAUAAUUUAAGAGUUAAAUCAUGCUAUAAUAUCCAUGAAGGGGUAGAUUAAAGUCUACUUUGAUCGAUCCUUGAACGAGAGCAACUAUUUACACACAAUCUCUUAAGAUUUGAGCUCACUCCUUCCUCAA
Molecule: messenger RNA, 1529 nt
Organism: Chenopodium quinoa (quinoa)
Lineage: Eukaryota; Viridiplantae; Streptophyta; Magnoliopsida; Caryophyllales; Amaranthaceae
Product: ras-related protein RABC2a-like
Exons: 6
Coding region: 445-1086 (213 amino acids)
Molecular function (GO): GTP binding; GTPase activity
Source: RefSeq, a predicted model, not a curated record